Messenger RNA from Saccostrea echinata, 793 nucleotides. RefSeq names its product cerebellin-2-like. The transcript has 2 exons. Gene Ontology annotation, molecular function: protein binding. Lineage: Eukaryota; Metazoa; Mollusca; Bivalvia; Ostreida; Ostreidae. The record is from RefSeq and is a predicted model, not a curated record. Bases 35 to 655 code for a protein of 206 amino acids.
UUUCACAGUUGUUUUUGCCACUGGACAGAGCAAUAUGUACAUGUAUUUAAUAACUGUCUGCCUCUUCUUGGCGUCUUUUAGCACUGGUCAUGAGACGACCAUGAAAACACCAAAGAAAGCUGCUCCAAGUCUUGAGUCCCGCAUUACUAACCUGGAGAGGGUCCUGGCUAGUGUUCUGACUGGGAAGGAUAAUGCUAGCAUCACUGAUAUACAGGUCAUCAAGUUCCAGAAAAAAGAAAUAUUGCCGAUAAGAAAGAAUCUUGUAGCAUUUUCUGCCUGGAUGAAAACAAAAUCUGGAAUGAGUCCGGGAUUUUCUCUGAAAUUCGGUAAUGUUACAACCAAUAUUGGAGAUCAUUACCACCCAACAGACGGAAUCUUUAUCGCACCUGUCCAUGGUCUCUAUAUGUUUCACUGGACCAUGAACUGUUUCCACAGCGGAAGUCACCACUGCGCAACCUCCCUUAUGGUAGAUGGUGUGAAGAAGGGCUACAUUAUUUCUGGGGAAAACGCUGGAAAUUACUACCACACGGGAUCCAACACCCUGCUGUUGGAGUUGAAGGCCGGGACACAUGUGUGGGUUCAGGUGGAAACAUACACCAAUGUUUACCUGUAUGACUACACCUCCUUCACGGGUUGUUUGUUGUCAAUAUAUUAAUUUUAUCAACUUUGCCCAAUUUUUGUGGGUUUUUUGGGGGCUUUCUGUUGAAAACACGUCUAUUUAGGAAAAAAUAGCCUUCAUUGCAUGACAAUUGUUUUAAUAUGUCAAAUGAAACCAGUAAAGCUUUGAAAAGUG